Emericellopsis cladophorae is the source of this 357-nucleotide messenger RNA. RefSeq names its product Mitochondrial inner membrane protease subunit-like protein. Lineage: Eukaryota; Fungi; Ascomycota; Sordariomycetes; Hypocreales; Bionectriaceae. The transcript is spliced from 2 exons. The record is from RefSeq and is a predicted model, not a curated record. Gene Ontology annotation, cellular component: membrane; mitochondrial inner membrane peptidase complex. Gene Ontology annotation, molecular function: serine-type endopeptidase activity. Bases 1 to 357 code for a protein of 118 amino acids.
AUGGUCUUCACCCACUUCCGCGCAAGACCUUUCCACUUGACCCUGCAGACCUUCAAACUCAUGUGCGCCGUUCAUCUCUUCCAGACACACGUCUUCGCCGUCGGUGCGACCAGCGGACCCUCCAUGUGUCCCACCUUUGCCGUGGAUGGCGACUGGGUGGCCACCGACAUGACCCAUGCGCGCAAUCGCAGAAAGGAGCUCCGGAUCGGUGACCUGGUGCAGUAUCGCAUCCCCAUCUUGGAUAACGCAGAUGGCAUCAAGAGACUGGUCGGCCUACCGGGGGACUACGUCUGCAUGGGAACACCAGGGGAGAGGGGGGAGGACCAGAUGAUCCAGAGGGGCAUUGCUGGGUGCUAG